Camellia sinensis is the source of this 1501-nucleotide messenger RNA. RefSeq names its product protein MRG1. Gene Ontology annotation, biological process: regulation of DNA-templated transcription; chromatin organization. The record is from RefSeq and is a predicted model, not a curated record. Gene Ontology annotation, cellular component: nucleus; histone acetyltransferase complex. NCBI's taxonomy places the organism in Eukaryota, Viridiplantae, Streptophyta, Magnoliopsida, Ericales, Theaceae.
ACAAACUACGGAACUAUAAUUUGUCCUAAAAAAUUGUGGGAGAGGAACAGAGAAGAGGAAAAAAGUGAAAGCCAACGCAGCUAUAAAAAAAACCCCGAUUCGGUUGCUGAUCAGGCACCCAUCGGAGUUGCUGCAUUCACAUAGAACCGCCAUUACAGCAAGACCACAACCUAACCACCGCCGCCGCCGCCAUGAGAGCAAGAGAGUAUUAGCGGCAACGUAAUUUCCCUGAAGAAUGGGGAGCUCUAACGCGGGGGUUACGGACGACUCCGCCACCAUCUCCGACGGCUCCACCACCGAGACAGACAUCGACAUCAGAGAUUCCGUAGAUUCCCUUUCUUCUCCCGAUUCAAGUCCCUUCUCUGAAGGCGAGAAGGUCCUCGCCUACCAUAAACUCAAAAUUUACGAAGCCAAGGUGCAAAAAGUUGAAUUUCGAAUGAAGGAAUGGAGAUACUUCGUUCAUUAUCCUGGGUGGAACAAAAAUUGGGAUGAAUGGGUAGGCAUGGAUCGUCUGAUGAAAUUUACUGAAGAUAAUGUCCAGAAACAACAGGAGCUCAAUGAGAAACGGAACACAGAGAAGAUCACAAAGAGCGGGCGCGCAUCACAGAUUAAACCAAGAAAUUCUACUGUGGCAAGAGGGAAGAAGCGGAAGAAUGACUCUGUUACUAAGGAGAAAGGCAGUGUGCCACCGGAAAAGCUAGUCAACAUCCAUAUUCCAUCAACAUUAAAGAAGCAAUUAGUUGAUGAUUGUGAGUUUAUUACUCAUCUGGGCAAGCUUGUAAAACUUCCGCGUAGUCCCAAUGUUGAUGAGAUAUUGAGCAAGUAUCUUGCUUACAGGUUGAAGAAGGAUGACACGAUAGCUGAUUCAGUUCAAGAAAUUCUUAACGGGUUGCGUUGUUACUUCAACAAAGCGAUGCCAGUUAUGCUUCUAUACCAAAGUGAACGCCAGCAAUACCAAGAAGUAAUUGCAGAUGAUGUCUCUCCUUCAAAUGUAUAUGGUGCUGAACAUCUGUUACGGCUUUUUGUAAAGUUGCCAGAGAUGCUAUAUUAUGCCAACAUUGAAGAGGAGACAUUGAAGGAGUUGCAGCAGAAACUACUAGAUUUUCUGAAAUUCAUGCAGAAGAAUCAAAGUGCCUUCUUCCUAUCUGCUUACCAGACACCGGCAGGUUUUGAUGCAAGCUCUAAGAAACAAGUGGCCUUGCAGUGUGUAGGGGAAGAGAAGAUGCAAACCUACCAUGAGUCAAGUAGUGGAAAGGCUUCUACACCAUGGUGCAGGUGAUUCUUAGCAAAAGGCUGUAAUGAAUAAAACAUUUCCAAGAGAACAUAACGAAGAAAUUGAAGCUUCUCUAAAUGUAACAGACAACAAUUGUCACUUCCAAGCAUUGUAAAAUUGGUGAUGAGAUGAGGUUACUAGUUACCUACUGUAGCACUAUGUACUUCUUGUUAUGAUAGAAUUAUAUUUGACUCUAUGAUUAUCUUGAUUGGGAACCUUCUUAGUCGA